Molecule: messenger RNA, 1479 nt
Organism: Rhea pennata
Lineage: Eukaryota; Metazoa; Chordata; Aves; Rheiformes; Rheidae
Gene: BMP3
Product: bone morphogenetic protein 3
Exons: 3
Coding region: 1-1479 (492 amino acids)
Biological process (GO): osteoblast differentiation
Cellular component (GO): extracellular region
Molecular function (GO): cytokine activity; growth factor activity
Source: RefSeq, a predicted model, not a curated record
AUGGUGGGGUCGGCCCGCUGGGUGCUGUGCCUGUGCCUGGGCUGGGGCUGCCUGUGCCUGGCGCUGGGGGACGUGCUGAAGGCUCGCCGGGUCGGGCUGAGGAGACGAGCGGCCCCGGGAGGAGUUCGCGGCGGCCGGGCGAGAGCCGCGGCAGGUGACUACGGCCUGGGGCAGCGGCAGCAGGAGGAGCGGCGGCGGCCGGAGCGGCUGCAGCCGGGGGACAAGGUGUCGGAGCACAUGCUGCGGCUCUACGACCAGUACAGCGGCAGCCGCGGCGCGCAGGCGGCGGCCCCGCGGGCGCGGGACCCCGCGGCGCCGCCCGCGCUGCACCACCGGCAGGGCAACACGGUGCGCGGCUUCCGCCCGCUGGGAGCAGGGAGCCCUGGAAGCCAGGAGCUAUAUGUUUUUAACUUAACCUCACUCACCAAGUCUGAAAAUAUCUUGUCAGCUGCAGUAUAUUAUUAUAUUGGUGAUCUGCUGAACGCUAGUUGGAACUGCUCUCAAUCCAGAGACUGUUCUCAUCACAGGCACAGGAAACCUGAAAUUCAGAUUCAUCUGUCAGUUUGGACUUUUCCCUCUGUUAGGAACCAGACUCGGAGUCUGGGACAUUUCCUAAUAAAUGUCUCCACUGCUUACCAGGAUGUCCUUUCUUGGCAGUGGAAGGAUAUCACUCAUGUCCUGCAUGAAGCAAAACAAAACAAUGAGCUUUUGAUCAGUGUCAAAAUGGAUUUGAGUAGCCAUCACCCGUGGAAAAGGGUACCUUCUCGCUAUGAACCCUACAUUCUGGUAUACGCCAAUGAUUCUGCUAUUUCAGAGCCGGAGAGUGUUGUCACUAGUUUGCAAGGGCACCGUAAUCCCCUGGUGAGGAUCUUUCCCAGGACAGAAAAACAUGUAAAGAGCAGCCUCAGCAAGCGACGGCGGAAACGCUCCACAAAUGUCCUGUUGCCACUGCAGAAUAAUGAGCUUCCAGGAGCCGAAUACCAGUACAACGAGGAUGAGAGAUGGGAAGACAGAAAACCCUACAAAACCCUCCAGCCACAGCUGGCAGAGAGGACAAAGACUAAGAAAAAGCAGAGGAAAAAUCACCACCAGAAGAGCCAGACUCUCCAGUUUGAUGAACAAACCUUGAAGAAGGCAAGGAGAAAGCAGUGGAAUGAGCCAAGGUACUGCUCCCGGCGCUACCUCAAGGUGGAUUUUGCAGACAUCGGUUGGAGCGAGUGGAUAAUUUCCCCUAAAUCCUUUGAUGCCUAUUACUGUUCAGGAGAAUGCCAAUUCCCAAUUCCAAAGGCCUUGAAGCCCUCAAACCAUGCCACCAUCCAAAGUAUAGUGAGAGCUGUUGGGGUUGUCCCAGGCAUUCCUGAGCCUUGCUGUGUUCCUGACAAAAUGUCUUCUCUUAGCAUCUUAUUCUUUGAUGAAAAUAAGAAUGUGGUUCUUAAGGUCUACCCCAACAUGACAGUGGAGUCCUGUGCAUGUAGAUAA